AUGUCCAAACACCACCCCGAUCUGCUCAUGUGCCGCCGACAGCCCGGCAUUGCUAUAGGACGAAUGUGCGAAAAGUGCGACGGAAAAUGUCCCAUCUGCGAUUCUUAUGUGCGACCUAUGACUCUGGUUAGGAUCUGUGAUGAAUGCUCCUUCGGCACCACCGCGGGCAAGUGUAUUGUUUGCUCAUCACCUGGUACGCCUUGA
Messenger RNA from Cryptococcus wingfieldii CBS 7118, 204 nucleotides. Its product is annotated as PHD finger-like domain-containing protein 5B. Gene Ontology annotation, biological process: mRNA splicing, via spliceosome. Gene Ontology annotation, cellular component: catalytic step 2 spliceosome; precatalytic spliceosome; U12-type spliceosomal complex. NCBI's taxonomy places the organism in Eukaryota, Fungi, Basidiomycota, Tremellomycetes, Tremellales, Cryptococcaceae. The record is from RefSeq and is a predicted model, not a curated record. Bases 1 to 204 code for a protein of 67 amino acids. The transcript has 5 exons.